CCAUCUAGUGUGAGGUUGCGAGAACUGCCUGACUUGACACGGAAGAAAGGGAAUUUAUCAAACCCAGAGGAGGUUACAAAAGAAGCUAAUUUAGAGCAGAAGGGAGAAAAUAAUAUUAAUAACAUCACGGUUAACAGCUACUAGGGUGUCAGGGGUUUCAGCCAGGCUGAGGGCUUUGCAAAGCCUGGGGAUUUCAAACGGCUCCAGUGUUAGAAGCUGGGAUGUGUAAUUUCGUGUCUAAUUUCAGUUUAUUUAAUGGCAGGUAUUGGAAAUUUCACAGUAAAAAGGAAGACAUUUUUAUUAGACAUAGAAGUUUCUUAAGCCUUCGACAGAGAUCGUUUCCGAGACCAUAAGGACAUUUAAAAAAAGAAAAAAAAAGUGAUUCUUCUUUGAAGGCUGGGGAGCCUAGAUUUGUGUUGCUGUUGAAAGAAGAGCGACUGUUGCUGAAACGCUGUGCCGGUUUACAUGCCCUAAACUUGGUUUGACCAUAAAUCUAGUAGGAGGCUCAAUAGAAAACAGCAGGCCCAGAAGUUGGAGCUGUUGGGGUGACCGACGGGACUAGUCCGAGUAAAACCCGGCGGAAGAUAGUCGCGUCUGGGCUUGGUUAAGGGAUCCCUGGCGUACAGAAACAUAUUUAUGUAAACGUUGUUUUUUAAAAAAUAUAUAUAUUAAAAGAUGAAACUCCUUGAAAAUUCGAGUUUCGAAGCCAUGAAUACACAGCUUACAAUUGAAACUGGAGACUGCCAGAUUAUUGGACGAAUUGAGAGUUACUCCUGCAAGAUGGCCGGCGAGGACAAGCAGAUGUUUAAGCAGUUCUGCCAGGAGGGGUUGCCACACGUUCUGGAGGCUCUGUCCCCUCCACAGACCAGCGGAGUCAGCCCCAACAAGCAGAGCCAAAGCCAGAGUGGAGACGAGGGGGAGGGGCCUCUCUCGGACCAAUGCAGCCGCAAGACGCUGUUCUACCUGAUCGCCACGCUCAAUGCCUCCUUCAGACCGGACUAUGACUUCAGCAGGGCAAAGAGCCACGACUUCAGCAGAGAGCCCAGUCUCAACUGGGUUUUCAAUGCUGUCAACAGCAGCCUGUCCUCUGCGGCUGGAGAGGAGUUCAACCGGCUCCAGCCACAGCUCUGGCAGGCCGUCGACGAUGAGAUCUGCCUCUCUGAGUGCGAUAUCUACAGCUAUAACCCUGAUCUAGAUUCUGAUCCUUAUGGAGAGGAAGGAAAUAUGUGGUCCUUUAAUUACUUUUUCUACAACAAGAGACUGAAAAGGAUAGUCUUUUUCACAUGCCGUUCAGUCAGUUUGUUCAUGGCCCCGCGGGACUCCGGCCUGGGGAAUGAUCUGGAUCUGGAGCUGGAGGAGGGCAGCUUUGAAGAAGAGGGGAAUAUGGAUGAAGAGAGGUGGGCCUUGGUGUGUGGAGCUUUGUGUGCUUGAAGCAGCUGUGGGGAGUGAUGCUCGUUCCUGUGGAAUCAGAAGAGAUCUGCGUUCAGUGCUGCUUGAGCUAAAGCUCAACUAAAUGGUUUUUAACAUGUAUGUCUUUGUUUUAUUUUUGGUGCUUAACCCUAGCAUGCAGCAAUGCACUGCGUCUUACUGCAGCUUGGAAUCCACAUGGGUGCCCCACUUACUUUUUAUUGUCCUAUUUUAAUUUGGCCAGCGGGUUUGAAAUUCUGCGCUCGCUGAAGCCACACACCCCCAGCCUGUUCACUCGGAGGCUGUGUUUGAAAUGUGAAUGUGUCCAUAUACUGUUUUCUAGCUAGUUUCCGCGCUAGAAAAGUGUUUUUUUAAAAAGUUAAUUGUUUUUUUUGUUUUUUUUACAAAUGUUGUAUGGAACCCUUUAUUGUUUAAUAAGCAUGUUGUUGGCCCUGGAUGGGAUGGGAGGGGGGGAAGAGCAAUACUGAUGGUCAAUCAGCAGGACUUUACACCCCUCACUCAGCGUAUAUUCAUGUGUGUAUAUUAAUGAGCAGUCAGUGGUUCAAGCUAAUAAUAGCUGUCUGUUUAAGUGUGCAGCAUUUAAAAGGCGGAGCUCUGCCGGAUAAAUAUAUCCUCUGUUAAUCGAGAUUUCAGUCAGAAUGUUAUAUGUUAAGAAGAUUCCAGUUUUGCUUAAGACCUCACAAAAGGGCCUGGAUGUCGCUUUGAAAAAAGAUACAUGUGCAUUCGGCAGUUCAGUUGUUGUCUGGCUUAUAGCUUUGUGUGUGUUCAAUAAAGUGAAAAUGUCAUUUAAUUACACCUGACUGACCACUUGGUAUCCCCAUACCUCCAUAUCAGACUCGAGCUGGGCGUCCAGGUGAUGCAAACGUGCCAGGAUGUGACGCCCUGCUUGUGAAUACAAAUCCAACAUGUACCUGUGUUGCUUUUAGGUGUCAAAAUGAACACUCUUCAAUAAUCCAGAAUACCAACAAAGGAAAUGCUUUCGUGAGACAUUAAACAGUGGGGGGCAUGAUCUCAGUCCAAAAUUAGCCUUUAGUUUCUGAAACGGAAAUAGAAACUACAAUGCCUUUAAUAAGCCUUUUUUGUGUGUGUGUGCAUUUUGAAGCCUGUGCACCCUUAAGAGUUAUAGCUGAUGCUGGAAACUCCUCCAGUGCACAGGUCACGUUUGCACUUCUGUUUUAUUUUUUUGUAAUAGCUUGAUUAUCAACUCGCAGACGAUUGAUUUCAUAUAGAGACAUUUUUAUUUUUUCUCACUGGGCUUGUUUGCAAACGCAAGCAUUUCUAUAUACAGUAGAUGAUAUUCUCCAAUAUUCUGCUGCACAGUGUUUUCUGAAAUGUGUAAUGUUUUAGCAGACACACGCCUUGUCAAAUGUUGUACUGUGUUUGUGUCUCAAAGGAAGGCUCAAUAAAUGCCUGUUAAUGUUU
Messenger RNA from Acipenser ruthenus (sterlet), 2850 nucleotides. Its product is annotated as repressor of RNA polymerase III transcription MAF1 homolog. Gene Ontology annotation, biological process: negative regulation of transcription by RNA polymerase III. NCBI's taxonomy places the organism in Eukaryota, Metazoa, Chordata, Actinopteri, Acipenseriformes, Acipenseridae. Gene Ontology annotation, molecular function: RNA polymerase III core binding. Bases 676 to 1431 code for a protein of 251 amino acids. The transcript has 7 exons. The record is from RefSeq and is a predicted model, not a curated record. Gene Ontology annotation, cellular component: nucleus.